Molecule: messenger RNA, 4659 nt
Organism: Varanus komodoensis (Komodo dragon)
Lineage: Eukaryota; Metazoa; Chordata; Lepidosauria; Squamata; Varanidae
Gene: IRF2
Product: interferon regulatory factor 2
Exons: 9
Coding region: 2550-3623 (357 amino acids)
Biological process (GO): immune system process; regulation of transcription by RNA polymerase II
Cellular component (GO): nucleus
Molecular function (GO): DNA-binding transcription factor activity, RNA polymerase II-specific; RNA polymerase II cis-regulatory region sequence-specific DNA binding
Source: RefSeq, a predicted model, not a curated record
CAGUAACUUCAGAAGGUACAGGGAAGUCAGUUCAAAAAGUUUCUCCCACCUUAAGUGACCUUCUUAGAGCACAGCACAAAGGCAAAGGAAGGGGGAAGCUGUGGGUUUCUGUUGCUGCUGAACUUUAAACAACUACAUCUUAUGUAGCCAUCUUGCAAGCAAUUACAGUUGGGUGAGGAGCUUAAAUACAAGCCAUGUGCAGGUUUCUCAGCAGUAUGAGGCUGCAGCUCAGUCCUGCAGCUUUUCAACAUUAAGACCCAAGUCUAUCCAACGUCCCCUGCCCCAGGACUCCAUGUGGUGGGGCCUGCUGCCUCUCCAGGGUCUCCAUAUUUGGAAAGAUGCACCUAACUGCACGGAGCCAACUCUGGGGAAAGUGGCUGUAGCCCCUCAGCUGGUACUGGGAAGAACCUUGCCCAGACAGAGGGAUUGCCCUGGGCCUUGGAGGAAGGGAUGGGCUUGCAUUUCAGUAAUUCCACCUCGCUGUCCAUACACAUGCACAUUGAACUGUGGGCAGGCAUUUAUUCAUACAGUUUUAAGAAGCCUAUUACAGGAGCAAUUGGGCUUGGAGAAUGUUGACCUCACACUAUUUUCCUGAAGACUGAUUUUGUUCACAGUCUACAGGAGGAUGGAAGGGGCAGGUGUACCUGAGCCUAUCAUCCCUAGUUUCUGGGUUGCAGGAAAGCCAAACCCCUGUCCCCAGCUGACGCCUCUUGGCUGCUUUCUGCUGACAGUGUGCUGGGGCACCGUGAGGGUGGCACAACCUGCAGAUCUCAGCUCUUGGCAUUGUUCCUGGGCCACCGGCAUUGCUGCAUGUGGAAUAGCCACACCACUAUAAGGUGGAUUGAAAACCUCAUGCAUGCUCUCCUGAGCCUUGAAGAACGCACAGGAUGCAAAAGUAACGAUGGGCAAGAAACUUCAGGAAGAUCUCUGUGUCAUUUGCUUACAGAUGCUGAAUUGCAGGGAGCUAUCCCACCCCACAAAGCAGCUGGUGCCUCAAGCUAGUGUAUGAAAAUAUAAGAACCUAAGCCAGGAGUCAUCCACAUUGUCCAAAGACAAGGAUGUAGCAUGCCUGCUGAUUUCCUUUAAGUGCCCCCUCCCACAUGCACACAGGUCAAAACUGAACACAGUAUGAGAUGAUCUCCAGUCAUUUGUUGGCUUUCAUCAACCUUUCCUCCAAUGACUCAGCAGUGAGCAAACACCUUCACAAACUGAUGCAUGUAGCAGGGAAGGAUAAAUAGGGAUGUGUAAAUAGAUAGUUUAGUUCUAGAUAGUGCCUCUGUACAAUCCCAACAAAAACAAAAGAAAACCCAACACACAAAUGUAGAAACAGACAUAGUAAAAACUGCCUCAGAAGUCUUCCUUCUAAUCUCUCCGAAUCAACAUAUACAUGCUUUGCUUAUUCUUGCAUCUCAACAUAGGAGCAAGCUGCCAAUCUGGUGCUUCAGGAAGUAUAGCUCCAUUGUAAAUAAAAUGUAUGCAGACAGCAAUAUCAAUGCAAGAUAAAACAGGGAAACAACAAACGCUAAGAGUGCUGGUUUGGGGGUGGAGGGGUAAAAAAAAUCCACAAAUGGGCAAAACCUUUAUUACUUUUAUGUCAGCUUUUUGUAAAUGGCAAAAGCACCUUAAAAUUUAACAUUGCAUUGCACACGUUUUUGUAGACCUGCCCAUAGGUUUCAGAUAGAUAAAGUGUGAUUAUCGGUUGGCAAAUAUAUGUGCAUGGGUAUAGAGAAGUAUAAUGGAAACACGUGGGUCCAAAAGGGCAUUGAAAUGCACUGCAGUAUUUCCAUGACCUUCAAUGCAGAGUACAAAACUAAAUAACUGAAGAUCAGAGAGAGUGCACGAUUUAUAACAUCUGUGAUGAGCGAUACUAUCUUUCCAGCUAUGUUAUCCUAACUAAACACUUGCAGUGGGAGAGAAACUCUUGUGUUCACAAGGAAUAAAAUCAAAUUUGCUAGUAAAUUCUAGAUCAGGAAUUUCCCUGCAUCAGAGUUGACAUCAAAGUACUGGCCUCAGUCAAAGUUGGCAUUCAAAGGCUCCCCCCCCCCCCCAAAAUUAGCAUGAAUAUAUGUAAGUGGGAAAGCAGGUAUUCCUCUUCCUGGAAGAACAGCAUGCACUUAAGUAAAAUGAAAAGGUACAGGGAUGGAGCUGAUCUAUCACUGCAGAAAAUCCACAGUUGCUCCCAUCCUUCUCUAAGCAAUUAUUUUUAAAUCUCAAGACCACCUUUGUUUGCUAGAAACACUGAUGUAAUUCAGAAACUGCAAUUUCAGGGCCUGUGCAUUUUCUCAGAAUCAGAAACAACACAGAAACUAAAACCAACUUAGAGAAGAAAUUAGAAAUGAAACUAGAUUGGGUAUUUUGCUUAGUGUCAAUUUUUGUCAGCACCUGGAAAAAUAGUUUAAGCAGAACCCACUGUAGUAACUAAAUGACAUUUCUUUCCCUUCCAUCAUCCAUGUUAACUUUGUAAAUUUUUUCAUUUCUCUUGAGGGGUAGUUAACCUUCAGUUUUUCUAACCACUUUCAGGGCGUUUGACCUUUUAAAAAAAGUAACUGAUGCCUUCUGAGGAAACAAUGCCCGUGGAAAGAAUGCGGAUGCGGCCAUGGCUAGAGGAACAAAUAAAUUCAAACAAAAUACCAGGCCUGAAGUGGCUAAAUGAGGAAAAAAAGAUUUUUCAGAUUCCUUGGAUGCAUGCUGCACGCCAUGGGUGGGAUGUUGAAAAAGAUGCCCCUUUAUUUAGGAACUGGGCCAUUCACACAGGAAAGUACCAGCCGGGAGUUGAUAAAGCAGAUCCAAAGACAUGGAAGGCAAAUUUCCGAUGUGCUAUGAACUCCUUACCUGAUAUAGAAGAAGUCAAAGACAAGAGCAUAAAAAAAGGCAACAAUGCCUUCAGAGUAUACCGGAUGCUACCCUUAUCCGAGAGGCCUUCUAAGAAAGGAAAGAAACCCAAACCAGACAAAGAAGACAAAGUGAAACAAAUUAAGCAAGAGCCAGAGGAAUCAUCUUAUGAACUGAGUAAUGGAACAAGUCAGGGGUUUUCCGAUUACUGCUUAUCUUCCACAAUAAAAACUGAAGUUGACAGUACAAUAAACAUUGUAGUUGUAGGAGAUACACACUUUGAGGUUGGUCCUGAAGAUCAUAUGAUUGUUCCCAAUCCUCCAGAUGUUUGUCAGGUGGUAGAGGUGACAACAGAAUGUGAUGACCAGCCCAGUAGUAUGAGUCAACUAUAUCCACUACAGAUCUCCCCUGUUUCUUCCUACGUAGAAAGUGAAACAACAGAUAGUAUCCCAAGUGAUGAAGAAAAUGCACAGGGUCAGCUUCAGUGGCAGAAGGAAAACAUUGGCGGCAAGCAAUACUAUAGCAACUUGGGAACAAGGAACCCCCCUUACCCACUUCCUGGCAUGGCUAGCUUUGUGACUUCUAAUAAACCUGACCUCCAAGUCACCAUCAAGGAAGAAAGCUGCCCUCUGCCUUACAACACGUGGCCUUCUUUCUCAGAGUUCCCUCUCCAGCAAAUUGUUUGUUCAGCUUCCACCAGUUACAGCAGCAGGCCGCCAGAUCAUGAGAACCGGGCAAGUGUCAUCAAGAAAACAUCAGAUAUUACUCAGUCGAGGGUCAAAAGCAGCUAAGCCGUGAGCUGGUAUGUUCUUGACAGAUCUUGUGUUGUGGCUUUGAGGAGCACAACUAAUGUACAUUCAACAAAGCUAAGGAAAAAGCCUUGAUAAAACAGAUUGUGACUGUGUCUAACUCCAGUACUGGAGCAUUUUAAACUCAGGACUCCAGCCAUCAGAAUGUAGACAUGAAUCAAGUUUGGAAUUCCAAGGUUACAGCCCAAGACAGAAGGCCCACAUUGGCAUGUUCCAGACCUUCACCAAGAGGACCAACAGCCCCCCCAUGGAGUUGCUGCACUUCUUGUAGUUGAGGCCGUAACGCAACUGAAAACCUUGGAAUGGAAGAGAAAAUGUGAACUAGCUGGAUUUUUUUCUGAACCUUUUGUGAAUAUGUACAUAGCGCAGUACUAGCAAUAUUGCAGUCUGCUUUCGCACCUUAUUAAAAAAAGCACUUGCAAAAAAGGCCUUCAUUAUCUCGCUCUAAUUAAUGGCACACUUAAGGCCCUUCCUCCUGCUCCCCAUGCUGUUUUUUUCCAAGGCUCAUCCAGCUAAUGUGGCCUUGCCUUGGACUAUGGAAAAAUGAAUUGAAUAGGAAGGUAAACUCUUCCCAUGUACAUUUCACAGAUUGUUUUCAAGAGUGCUUGUCUUAUACGUGUCUAAUCUGCUAUGCUUGAAAGCUGUGUGGUACAAUAGAAGAAAAUCUAUUACAGAUAUAUUAUGCAAAUUCCCAAGUUUAAAGAGGAAAAAAGAUACUCUAAUUCUAGCCAGAGUAAGCUUUUUUAUUUUUUUAUACAGUGGAAUAUUUUAUUCUAAGUAAAAUUCUAAAGUGAAUAUAAUUGUUUCAGGUUUUUUAUCUUUUCUACAGCAAAUUUAUAAUUUUACAAUUCGGUGUCUUGGUUGUCAGCAACUAUUACAUCUUUGUGGCACAUUUUCUUUUUUCUCUUUGUUUUUACAAUUUGUAAAGAUGAAAUAGCUUUUAAUGAAAUUUAUGUAGCAAUCAAACUAUCCUGUGGAUUGAUAAUAAAUAUUAUAUAUAGUUAAGUUUUUAAACAAA